AUGGAUGAAAUCUUAAAAUAAAGAAAUGAGAAAUUAAUAGAUAAGAAAUAAAAUGAGAAUGGAUANGUAUAAUAAAAUUUUGAAGAAAAGCUAAAAUGGUGUUGUAAAAUGGAGAAGCAAAAAUUCUUAGAAUAAUGCGGAUUUUUAGAACAGAAAUAAGACGAAAUUUUGAAACUUUAAAUUCGCUAAAAAGAAUUAAAAGAAGCAAUAGAUCAAAUGGAUUAAUUGCUAAAAAAUGCGGUUUCAGAAAAUACCUUAAAUUUGAUAUUAAGAAAUAUAGAGGAAAUAAAAAGAGAAAAAAAACGAAAUUCAAACUUAAUUCUUUGUUUGUUUUACAAUUAGGCUGUUCAGUAUUGCAAUUAUUUUUUAAUCCAAAAAAAGUUGGAAUAAGUGCAAAUAUAUGAAAGAUAUUAAAGUUAAUGA
Molecule: messenger RNA, 423 nt
Organism: Paramecium sonneborni
Lineage: Eukaryota; Ciliophora; Oligohymenophorea; Peniculida; Parameciidae
Source: the annotation of a GenBank genome assembly